GCGAAGUUUGUUUUGCGAGAACGAUAAUCAUUAUUUAUAAUCAUAAAUUGGCUGAAUCAGUGAAAUGCUUGAAAUUUGAAACUAAAAUAUUAGCUACACUACGGGAACAUGGCUCGGGUACCUCAAACGUAUAGCCUCUGCAGGCCGGGGUUAAUGAAUCACCACAAAGGCGUUGAUAAUUUUGAGGUCACUUCAUGUACACCAAGCAAUCGGUCUCAAACAAUAAUGGGACAAGUGCAAGGAACGAAUAAUAUAAUCAACACCAAUGACAAACGGUUGCAUGAAAAUACUGCCCAAGUAUUCUCUACUCCAUUGCGAAGUUCUACAAUUUCUUGUCCCAGACAGGGAAAUGUUUUGGGAACCACACCAACUUCUUCAACCGUGAAAAAUGGAUCUAAUGGUACUGAGGCAUGGAGACGUAAUAAAACUGGAGUAGAGAAUCCAGAGCAAGAUUGGUCUACAGUACAUACAACUCCCACAAUUUCUUGUCCCAGACAGGGAAAUGUUUCGGGAACUUCAGUACCAAGUUCUUCAAGGGCAACCAAUCCCAUCACACCAGCAGAAGGUUUUGGGGAAAAAAAUCUCGAAGAAUUUCUUCAGGCUGUUUUUGAAGCUAACCUAACAAAAAAGUCGAAAAAAAAACUUCGGAAGCUUAUAACUCAUGGGGUUCCCGAAGAGGAAGCCAGUGAACUCUGCUUAAUGUCCUGGACAGAUAUACUCAAAAAAUAUCCCUUAAUAUUUGAAUUAGCCCCCGCUAGCGAAACUAAAAACACACAAGAUUCCCUUAGCGAGAAAGAUGGUCAGGGUUCGGCAAUCACUACAAAUACUACAAUCAGGGGACAAGAAUCACUUAAAUCCCAGAAUAUAGGUCCUAUACGCGUUGGUAUUCAAAACAAGGAACCCAUGAACUCAGACCAAAUGAAAAUGGUCCACCGUCAUCUACUCGUAGCUAUAACUAAGCAUUUCACAGGUGGCGAUGGACCAGAGUUCCUAAGCUUCACACAUAAGAAUGGUUGGAUCCAAGUUACAUGCGUUGACCAGCGUAGUAAGGAUUGGCUUAUGAAUCAGGUACAAAAUUUAGAGCCUUCGCCCGGCAUGCGACUUUCUGUCAUGCCCGAAUGGCAAUUGCCUAAUCCGCCCAAGGUUGUCACUAAGAUCCCAGGAUCAGAGGCAGGCUCGGUUCAAGAGGCCUUAAAGCUACUCAAAUCACAAAACAUAGGUCUCAACACUGGGCACUGGCAGUUGCUACAUGAGAGAGUAGAAAAGGAUAAAAGCAGGACAGUAACCUUCAUAAUUGAUGAAAAAUCACUUGCGACCCUGAUUGUCCAGAAGCUUAAAGCUGCUCUUGGAUUUAAGAUCGUAACUUUUAGAGUCAAGACAGGUGGAUCACAACUUAUGCAUCGAUUUGCUACUCAAGACCAUGAUCCUGUUAGUCCUGAUUGCAGUAUAUCUGAUGAAGACCUGGGCCUGACUUAUGCCAAGAAUAAUGUGGAAACCGAUCGGGAUAAGCACUCUUCCACACAAGCUAAAGGGAACGAAAGAAGUGGCAUAAUAGACUUAACUGUCCCAGAUCAAGAUGGAUUUGCUGCUUUAGCAGCUGCAGAACGAGUAACAUCUCAAGCUAAGAAUGGUUUUGGAGCAAAGUUUACCCAGAAUAAAGGAGUAAUAGACUUAACAGGAAAUGAUAAAUGUGAAGUAUAUGGUAACAGAUCAAGAGCUAAAGGUCAGACUUCUCAACCAAAAUUUGGAAGUAGACCAACUAUUCAGAACUCUCUAAGACCAGGUGAUGUGAGGCUCGGACAAGGCAGUAAGGAAGUAAAUCAAACUCCAGUCAGGGGCUCCCAAUCUUCCCAGAAUGGAGCACAUUUGACUGAAUACCGGGAUAGAACUCCAAGCCCUGAAGAUACUGAAGAGGGCGGGUAUAGUUCCUGGAUUAUCCAGGAACCGGAAAACUUUGCAGCAGGAAUAGUCCCUGGACUAAGCUUUUUAAACUCAGGAGGACCACCUCAACUUACAGGCGAUUAUGAACCCGGGAAUAUUCAAGACCCAACUAGGACUCCAACCGGACUGCCUUCGGAAGGCAGACUGGGAACAAUAACCGGUCAAUAUUCCAAGGAUUUAAAUGACAGAUUACCUAAAAGUUAUAGAUUGCCUGUCAAGAGAAGAAGAAAGGAUAGAAGAACUGAUCGAGAUAGACCUCCAAGGUUAAAUAGACCAUCACCUCAAAGAGGGAAUAGUCAGGACUUGCAAAUAUAUGAUAGGCUUGCAUACUGUCAGGAUAAUGACAGGAGCGAUACAGUAAAGAGUUGGGAAAACUCAUCUAUGGGAUAUCCACAAUGGAGAGAUGAUUAUUAUGAAUAUUAGGAAGAAAAACCGGACAAGUGCGAGUCAGACUCGCCCACCGAGGGUUCCGUACUUUUUUGUAUUUGUAUAGCGGCAACAGAAAUACAUCAUCUGUGAAAAUCUCAACUGUCUAUCAUGGUUCAUGAUAUCUCAUCUCAUCAGCCUGGUGACAGACAGAGGAGUCUUAGUAAUAGGGUCCCGUUUCUACCCUUUAGGUACGGAACCCUAUAAACUAAAGUAAGGUUGUGGAGACUGGUUCAAACGUAAGCGAGCGACUGACGGGUCUGAAUUUUGGCUGCGGCGGGUUUAGUAGCAUUUUCUCUGAUUUAGGGGACUUUUACAUCUCCAAAUUUAAUGCAAGGUGUAUUUGGGUAUUAUCGGAAAUUGGGUAAUUCCGAAAAAUCAUUUAACAUUUGUUUCGUUGUAAUAUGCCAAUAAAAAGGACUUAUAUUCGCCACUUAGUGUUUUAUCCUUUCAAAAUUACCUGAAUACACCUUAUUAUAAACCCCAGAGACUAUUCUUAUUUAAAAUAAGAUAUUUUGUUAUGUUAAUUACUUUGUAAGGAUUUCAUUCUGGACUAUAUCUGAUACAGUGUAUCAGAUUUAGGCCACCUAUACCAGGGAAAAAAGGAGACUACAUAUCUGACAGUUUUGAAUUGACCUCUAUCAAAGAUAUAAUAUAUAACUCCGUAUAAGCAUAGAUUAACUUAUACUAGAAUACAUUAUACUUAUACUAGAAGCAUAGAUUAACUUAUAUAGAUAGAUACAGUCUAAGGAAAAAACGUGCCUCGAAAAUCAAGAAAAUUUGAUUCUCGUUCAGAGGGCGCUACUAGUUUUGGCCUACAGUCGUAUAGAUGGCGUUGACGGUUUCGUUUUUUAUUUAACAAUUUUAACGCAUAUCAGUGAAAGAACAAGGGUCAAAAUCAUAAAAAUAAUUAAUGCAAAUAAAAAAAAUCAUUUAUCUAUAUUUAAAUACAUUCUAUCGUAUUUUUAUAAAUCUUCAUUUUUAGUUUUAAAGUGUGUCGACAGAUGGCAGUGAAUUUACUGGGGUUACGAAAUUUACUAUGACAGUACCGCUCUAGUAUAAGUUACUCUAUGGUUUGAUAUUUAACAAUUUUAACAUAUAUCAGCGGAAGAACAAGGAUAGUCAAAUGGCGUUCUAAGUUUUAAUCCUGUGUCGAAACUGUCGAAAGAUGGCAAUAAAUUUACUGUGAUUACAAAACAUAUUUUUACAAUACGCCUCUAUACUAAAUUAUCUUUGCCCUUAUAUUAUAUCUCUGGGUUGGCUAGGGUGCCUGGGGUGGAUUCAUAACUGUCAUAUUGUGAUCGUGGUGCCGACUAUAAUAAAAACAGUUUAAUUAAUUUUAUUAUUUUUAUUAGUGUAAUAAGGCUUGAGAUACGCACGUACCCCGUUCAAUAAAAUGCAUUAAUAACUUAAA
Molecule: messenger RNA, 3781 nt
Organism: Cydia strobilella
Lineage: Eukaryota; Metazoa; Arthropoda; Insecta; Lepidoptera; Tortricidae
Exons: 2
Coding region: 109-2364 (751 amino acids)
Source: RefSeq, a predicted model, not a curated record